Brassicogethes aeneus is the source of this 728-nucleotide messenger RNA. Lineage: Eukaryota; Metazoa; Arthropoda; Insecta; Coleoptera; Nitidulidae. The record is from the annotation of a GenBank genome assembly.
GUUUUAAAAUGGUAUCCACUCUUAAAUAUGGAGAAACAGAGCGUAAAAACCUCACAGCACUUAAAUCCAAUACAAUAAUAUUUUUGAGCGAAUUUUUUGGAACUCUACUUCUUGUAUUCAUGACUUGUAUGGGUUGUACUAUGCAGAAGGAUUUAUCAACACUACAGAACUCAUUAGUUCCUGGUUUAGUUGUCAUGAUUAUUAUUCACAUUUUUGGACCAAUUUCUGGAGCCCACGUAAACCCGGCAGUAUCAAUAGCACAUCUCAUAAUAAAUAAACCGAGCAUUCUUGAGAUAGUGGUUUAUAUUGUUGCACAAUUAAUUGGUGGUGUUAGUGGAUAUGGCUUAUUAAUGGUCAUAACUCCAACAAAGUAUUAUAAUGUAUCUGGACAUUGUUUAAAUUUACCGCAUACGGAAUUAAAAGACUGGCAAGCGGUUGCAGCAGAGUUUUUAAUGACGUUUGUUAUGUUACUUGCGGUGUGUGCAACAUGGGACAAAAGAAAUGCGAAAAUUCAGGACUCAGUCUCGUUAAGAAUUGGACUUUUGGUGGCCACUUUAAAUAUGAUUGGGGGAACCUAUACUAGUACCAGCAUGAACCCUGCAAGAAGUUUUGGUCCAGCUAUUUGGAAGGGAGAUCUUAGACACCAUUGGAUAUACUGGGUUGGUCCUUUGCUAGGAAGUAUUGUGGCUAGUCUCUUUUAUAAAUAUGUGCUCAUGAGAUUUGAAUGA